AUGCUAUCAAAAUCAACUAUUAGCAUCAAAAGGUCUGUAAGCUCGAUUAUUAAUGGCAACUGGAAUCUAACAUCUGAGCAGUUAGCUAUUCAAGAGACAGCUUUAAGAUUCAGCAAAAGUGAAAUCGCUCCGUAUGCUAAUGAGUGGGAUGAAAAAGGCUAUUUUCCUAGAGAUGUGAUUAAAAAAUCAGCAGACCUUGGGUUUGGAGGCUUAUAUUGUAGACAUGAAUUUGGAGGGAUCGGCUGCAAUCGUUUAGAAGCCUCACUAGUUUUUGAAGCUCUUGCAACUGGGUGUGUAGGCACUACAGCUUAUAUGACAGUCCAUAAUAUGUGUGCAUGGGUUAUUGAUCAUUUCGGAAGUGUGGCCCAAAAGAAAAAGUGACUUCCUGAGCUAUUUCAGUUCGAAAAAUUCGCAAGUUAUUGCUUAACAGAACCGCAAAGUGGCUCAGAUGCUGCCUCUUUGCAAACAGUGGCGAAAGUGGAGGGGGAUUAUUUUAUUCUAAAUGGAAGCAAGAUGUUCAUUACAGGAGGUGAUGCAAGCGAUCUAUAUUUGGUUAUGUGUAGAACAGGACCUAAAGAAAUAUCAUGUAUUGCAGUUGAGUCACCAACUCAAGGACUUAGUUUUGGUAGACGAGAAUUAAAAUUAGGGUGAAAUUCCCAUCCUACACAGCUUGUAUCUUUUGACAACGUCAAAGUGCCGAAAGAAAACCUAAUUGGAGGGAUGGGAACGGGCUUUAAAAUCGCUAUGCAAGCUUUAGAUGGUGGAAGAAUCAAUAUUUCAAGCUGCGCCUUAGGAGGAGCUUGGUUUGCGUUAGCAAAAGCUCAAGAAUACAUGCAAGAGAGAAUGCAGUUUGGAAAGAAAUUAGUUGAUCAUCAGUACCUAAGAUUCAAGAUGGCUGAAGCAUUAACAAAGUUAACAGGGUCAAGAAUCAUGGUAAGACACGCAGCUGAGUUGCUUGAUAAUCACAAUCCUGCAAGAAUCACAAUGGGGCCGAUGGCUAAAUUGUUUUCGACUGACAAUUGUUUUGAUGUCGCCAAUAUGGCAUUGCAGAUGCAUGGAGGAUAUGGAGUUAUGAGAAGCUAUGGAGUAGAAAGAGCUUUUAGGGACUUAAGAAUUUUACAAAUAGUUGAAGGGACAAACGAAAUUAUGAGGCUAGUUAUUGCAAGGGAGAUGUUUAAAGACCAAGAUAAUCAAAGCUAA
Molecule: messenger RNA, 1200 nt
Organism: Blepharisma stoltei
Lineage: Eukaryota; Ciliophora; Heterotrichea; Heterotrichida; Blepharismidae
Source: the annotation of a GenBank genome assembly